UACUGAUCUUGUGUUUGCCCUGAACUCAAUCUGUCAUCAUGUUUUCGGCUCUCCUGAAGUUAGACCUGGCCUUUGCGGGCAUGACUCUUAUCCUAAGCUUGAUUUUUAUGUUUCUGCUUGAGAUCUUCAGGAUUCAUUCAUUCAAAAGUCGAUUUCCACCUGGUCCAUCACCUCUGCCUUUUGUAGGAAACCUGCCAGUCUUCUUGAAGAACCCAAUGGAGUUCAUAAGAUCUUUGUCUCAAUAUGGAGAAAUGACCACCAUAUAUCUUGGAAGAAAGCCAACAAUAAUGCUCAAUACAGUUCAGCUUGCUAAAGAAGUCCUGAUUCAGGAUGCUUUUGCUGGAAAACCAUCUCUGCCUGUUCUAGACUGGGUAUCUAAUGGACUCGGUAUUGUGAUGGUCACAUUUAACCACUCCUGGAGGCAGCAGAGACGGUUUGCUCUGCACACGCUCAGAAACUUUGGUCUGGGGAGGAAAUCAGUAGAAAGUCGUGUGUUAGAGGAAAGCCAAUAUCUGAUUGCUGAAUUGCUUAAAAAGAAAGGAAAAUCAGUGAAUCCCCAUCAUGCCCUACAGAAUGCUUUUUCCAAUGUUAUCUGCUCCAUCGUGUUCGGCGAUCGUUUCGAUUACGAUGACAAACGCUUUGAACAUUUUCUGGAAAUCCUGGGUAAAAGCAUGAUACUUACAGGAUCAACAGCAGGACAGAUUUUCAACUUCGCCCCCAUUAUCAAGCAUUUCCCUGGUCCACACCAGAAGAUCAAGAAGAACGCCGAUGAGUUAUCAGGUUUUUUUCAACAUGAAGUUAAAGAACACAAAAAAACUCUGGAUCCAGGCAGUCCACGAGACUACAUCGAUGCCUAUCUGCUGGAGAUGGAGAAACAAAAGUCCAACAAAGACUCCACUUUUCAUGAUGAAAACCUGAUUGGUUCAACAACUGACCUGUUUGUGGCUGGAUCUGACAGCACAGCGACCACUUUCAGAUGGGGACUCCUCUUCUUAAUACAAAACCCAGACGUACAAGAGAGAUGCCAUAAGGAGAUUGUUCAGGUUCUGGGUUAUGACCGCUUGCCCAGUAUGGAAGACCGUGACAGACUACCGUACACACUCGCCACUGUUCACGAGAUUCAGCGAUGUGCGAACCUUGCACCUUUUGGGUUGAUUCAUGAAACAAUUCAGCCCACAAAACUACAAGGAUACGACCUUCCUCGGGGAACUACAAUCAUAGUAAACCUCACAGCAAUUUUCAGCAAUAAGGAAAACUGGAAGCAUCCCGACACAUUUAACCCAGAGAAUUUCCUGGAUGAGAGCGGACAAUUCAGCAAGCAUGAGUCUUUCAUUCCAUUUUCCCUGGGGGUGAGGGUCUGUCUGGGUGAGACACUGGCAAGGACGGAGCUCUUCUUGUUCAUCACGGCUCUCCUACAGAGGAUUCGUUUCUCCUUGCCACCUGAUGCAAAGCCCAUGGACAUGGAUGGAAUCUUGAGUGUGUUGCGCUAUCCUCAAAAUUUUAGCUUUAUCUGCUGCAGUAGAGACACCAAAGAAUGACCCGAAACAUAUCACGUCAUCACAUAUAGAGGAAAAACAAUGAAAGCACAGCCGUUGAGACACCCAAGAGCACUUUGGCUCAUCUAUAUCAUUCUGAUAAUAAAGGUCACAUGGUCAAGGAAAUGAUUCGUCCUUUUCUCAUAUUAAUUAAAGUAGAAUUAAUAUUAUCAUGUUGUUUUUUCACUUCGUUUAUUUUGUAUCUAAUUCAGUCGUAACCGUUGCAAAAUAUUGUUAUUAAACCUUUUCAUUUGAAGUG
Molecule: messenger RNA, 1794 nt
Organism: Danio rerio (zebrafish)
Lineage: Eukaryota; Metazoa; Chordata; Actinopteri; Cypriniformes; Danionidae
Source: RefSeq, a predicted model, not a curated record